This is a messenger RNA of Cucumis sativus (cucumber), 1855 nucleotides long. Its product is annotated as (-)-germacrene D synthase. The record is from RefSeq and is a predicted model, not a curated record. NCBI's taxonomy places the organism in Eukaryota, Viridiplantae, Streptophyta, Magnoliopsida, Cucurbitales, Cucurbitaceae. The transcript has 7 exons. Gene Ontology annotation, biological process: diterpenoid biosynthetic process. Gene Ontology annotation, molecular function: magnesium ion binding; terpene synthase activity.
CCUUUGUACAAAUAUUCUCAAUUCAUACAAUCAUCUUGUGUUUAAGAGAACAUAAUUAAAAUGGCAUAUGAAGAAAUUAUAGCAGCAAAUAAUGGAUGUUUCGAUGAUGGUGUUCUUCGUCGAGCUGCAGAAUUUCCGCCAAGUCCUUGGGGAGAUGUUCUUUCCUUUCAUUUCAACAAUCACCUGGUUGAAGAUAGCGUGGUGGAGAAACAACAAUUCCAAGAAGUGAAAGAAGAACUGAGAAGCAUGUUUGCAGCUGCUGAAAAUUCUUCGAAAAGACUAAGUUUAAUUGAUUCAAUCCAACGUUUAGGUCUUUCUCACCACUUUCAAGAAGAAAUUAAUGAAGUUGUUCUUGAACAAAUUGAAAAGCUUAGAAAAGUUAACGACGAGGAUGCUGAUGAGAACCUUUACCUUGUUGCUCUUCGAUUUCGAUUGCUUAGACAACAAGGUUACUACGUUUCAUGUGAAUUUAUAAUAAAAUAUAUUUAUCAAUUCAAAGUUCUUAAAUUUUAAGAAAUAUGAAAUAGACUUUUAAAAUUUUACAGAUUUGUUAGAUAUUAUUGAAAGUAUUGAUGUGAAGCAUCCCACUUGAGAACGAAGGGAGAAAAUAUAUUGGAUGAAGCAUUAGCUUUCACAACUACUCAUCUUCAAGCAAUGGCCAUGGAUUCCAAUUCUCCAUUCUUCGAGGAAGCCAAAUAUGCAUUGAAGUGGCCAAUUUAUAAAGCUGUGCCAAGGUUUAUGGCUAGGCAAUAUAUCUCUCUUUAUCACAACAAUCCAUUGAAGAAUAAUAAUGUUCUGCUCACUUUUGCAAAGUUGGACUACAAUUCUCUCCAAAAACUUUACCACAAAGAGUUGGGUGAAUUUUCAAGGUGGUGGAAAGAUCACAAGUUGAAGGAGCUAUUACCUUUUGCACGAGUUAGAGUGGUGGAGAUCUAUGUUUGGGCAUUGGGAAUUCAAUAUGAACCAAAGUACUCUAAUACUAGAAGAAUAUUAGUCAAAAUUAUUACUUUUAUAUCUCUUCUUGAUGAUAUGUAUGAUGUCUAUGCCACACUUGAUGAACUUCAACUAUUCACCAAUGCCAUUCAAAGGUGGGAUGUGAGUUGCAUUGAGAAGCUCCCAAAUUACAUGAAAGGACUUUAUGAAACUGUACUUGAAGUUUAUGAAGAGAUUGAACAAGACAUUUCCAAGGAUAAUAAUAUUCCGUUUGCGUUUGACUAUGCAAAAGAAGCGAUGAAAAGUCUAUGCAAAGCUUACUUUAUGGAGGCUAAAUGGUUCAAUGAAGGUUAUGUACCAAAAGUGGAAGAAUAUAUGAAAGUUGCCAGCAUUUCUGCUUCCUAUAAUGUUUUUGCUUCAAUUUCUUUCCUUUCUUUAGGAAAUGUUGCUUCAAAGGAGGUUUAUGAAUGGGCUCAAACUCAGCCUAUUCUUCUUAAAGCAACUGGUGUAAUGGGCAGGCUUCUCAAUGACAUAGUUUCUCACAAGUUUGAACAAGAGCGAGGACACGUGGCUUCUGCAGUGGAAUGUUACAUGAAAGAAUAUGGAGUAUCAGAAGAAGAAGCCAUAAUUGAAUUAGAAAAGGAAGUUGGAACAGCAUGGAAAGAUGUGACAGAAGAUUACACAAAAUUUUCGUUGAAGCUCCCAAAUGUGAUCCUUGAAUGUGUGUUGAAUGUUGCAAGAAUUUCAGAUUUCUUUUAUAAGAAAGUAGAUGGUUACACAUUUGCUGAUGAAGAAACCAAACAUUUUAUUGACUUAAUGCUUACUCACCCUGUUCCAACUUGACCGACUCUAAAGCAUUAUUGUUUGAUCCGAUCCUAUAUAUAUAUACUUUCUAUAUUUGAGAUUUGUUGGUUGCUUGGUA